Molecule: messenger RNA, 1593 nt
Organism: Haliotis rufescens (red abalone)
Lineage: Eukaryota; Metazoa; Mollusca; Gastropoda; Lepetellida; Haliotidae
Product: proline-rich extensin-like protein EPR1
Exons: 2
Coding region: 1-1593 (530 amino acids)
Source: RefSeq, a predicted model, not a curated record
AUGUUCUGCAACGCAGCCUCCCCUCCCAAUGUUCUGCCCAGCCUCCCCUCCCCUAUGUUCUGCCCAGCCUCCCCUCCCCUAUGUUCUGCCCAGCCUCCCCUCCCCAAUGUUCUGCCCAGCCUCCCCUCCCCUAUGUUCUGCCCAGCCUCCCCAAUGUUCUACCCGGCCUCCCUAAUGUUCUACCCUGCCUCCCCUCCCCAAUGUUCUGCAACGCAGCCUCCCAUCCCCAAUGUUCUACCCAGCCUCCCCUCCCCAAUGUUCUACCCAGCCUCCCCUCCCCAAUGUUCUACCCAGCCUCCCCUCCCCAAUGUUCUACCCAGCCUCCGGUCCCCAAUGUUCUACCCGGCCUCCCCUCCCCAAUGUUCUGCCCAACCUCCCGUCCCCAAUGUUGUGCCCAGCCUCCCCUCCCAAAUGUUCUGCCCAGCCUCCCCAAUGUUCUACCCUGCCUCCCCUCCGCAAUGUUCUCUAACGCAGCCUCCCCUCCCAAUGUUCUGCCCAGCCUCCCCUCCCCUAUGUUCUGCCCAGCCUCCCCUCCCCAAUGUUCUGCCCAGCCUCUCCUCCCCUAUGUUCUGCCCAGCCUCCCCAAUGUUCUACCCGGCCUCCCUAAUGUUCUACCCUGCCUCCCCUCCCCAAUGUUCUGCAACGCAGCCUCCCAUCCCCAAUGUUCUACCCAGCCUCCCCUCCCCAAUGUUCUACCCAGCCUCCCCUCCCCAAUGUUCUACCCAGCCUCCGGUCCCCAAUGUUCUACCCGGCCUCCCCUCCCCAAUGUUCUGCCCAACCUCCCGUCCCCAAUGUUGUGCCCAGCCUCCCCUCCCAAAUGUUCUGCCCAGCCUCCCCAAUGUUCUACCCUGCCUCCCCUCCGCAAUGUUCUCUAACGCAGCCUCCCCUCCCAAUGUUCUGCCCAGCCUCCCCUCCCCUAUGUUCUGCCCAGCCUCCCCUCCCCAAUGUUCUGCCCAGCCUCCCCUCCCCUAUGUUCUGCCCAGCCUCCCCAAUGUUCUACCCGGCCUCCCUAAUGUUCUACCCUGCCUCCCCUCCCCAAUGUUCUGCAACGCAGCCUCCCAUCCCCAAUGUUCUACCCAGCCUCCCCUCCCCAAUGUUCUACCCAGCCUCCCCUCCCCAAUGUUCUACCCAGCCUCCCCUCCCCAAUGUUCUACCCAGCCUCCGGUCCCCAAUGUUCUACCCGGCCUCCCCUCCCCAAUGUUCUGCCCAACCUCCCGUCCCCAAUGUUGUGGUCAGCCUCCCCUCCCAAAUGUUCUGCCCAGCCUCCCCAAUGUUCUACCCUGCCUCCCCUCCGCAAUGUUCUCUAACGCAGCCUCCCCUCCCAAUGUUCUGCCCAGCCUCCCCUCCCCUAUGUUCUGCCCAGCCUCCCCAAUGUUUUACCCGGCCUCCCCAAUGUUCUACCCAGCCUCCCCUCCCCAAUGUUCUACCCAGCCUCCCCUCCCUAAUGUUCUUCUACUCAGCCUCCCCUUGCUAAUGUUGUCCUGUUUCUGCUGUCCAGUAAUCCCUCCAAACCAAGCUAGAUUCCAUGAUAUAGUAAAAUCAGAAGAGUUAGUAACUAAGACAGUUCCCAAGGUGAGAAGCGACACAGAUUGA